This is a messenger RNA of Vollenhovia emeryi, 1879 nucleotides long. Its product is annotated as endoplasmic reticulum lectin 1. Bases 265 to 1809 code for a protein of 514 amino acids. NCBI's taxonomy places the organism in Eukaryota, Metazoa, Arthropoda, Insecta, Hymenoptera, Formicidae. The record is from RefSeq and is a predicted model, not a curated record. The transcript is spliced from 7 exons. Gene Ontology annotation, biological process: retrograde protein transport, ER to cytosol; endoplasmic reticulum unfolded protein response. Gene Ontology annotation, cellular component: endoplasmic reticulum lumen.
CUACUUGUGCGACGUCGACGCCUUUACGUUGGCGAGGGGACGAAUGGGAUAUUUGAAAACAUUUUUUUUGUCGCCGAUACGUCCGCUCUGGUCCGCUCCGAGCUCCCCCCUCCAGCGCCGUCCACCUGCCACACGCAGAGCUGGCAGAGCAAUCGCGAGCGGACACGAGGCGUGACGAAGCGCAGGCUGUCAAUUAUACACACGUUUGACACACAUGACCGUAUUGCGCGGCGAUCUCAAAACAUGAUAGAAUAGCCGUGAAAGAUGUGGGAAAACUACUGGGGCGUCUACAAUGCACUGUGGUGCGUGUUGACCGUCAGCCUUCUCGUCCACGGGCACGACUUUCGGCACUUCGACGACACAGUGAUCUUCAAGAUAUCCUGGCCCGGGAAGGGCGAGCUGUUGGAGACCCGGCCGAACACGGAGCCGUACGUCGUGACCACCGCGAACAACGAGCAGUACAGGUGCAUGAUCCCGGACGCGACCGAGCCGGAGCCGGAUUACAGCGAGACGUACGACGGGCCGAAUCCGAUUGAGCUUCUGCAGCCAAUAUUCGCGCAGAACAGCUGCUCCUACAGGCUAGAGUCAUAUUGGACCUACGAACUGUGCCACGGCAGAUACGUACGGCAGUACCAUGAGGAGAGAGAAGGGAAGAAGAUCAGGAUGCAGGAGUAUCACCUUGGUAAGCUGGACAAGGCGCAGAAGACGAAGCUCUCGACCUAUUACGACGAGCAAACGAAGAAUCCGAACAGGAAGCUAAAUAUACCCAUCAAGAAGGUCGACGGGCUGAAUCUGCCAUACGUCGAGGUCGAGAUGACCGACGGCACCAUGUGCGACUUGAACAGCAAGCCGAGGCUCAUCAGGGUGCUGUACGUCUGUUACAAGCACGGUAAACACGACAUAUAUUCUCUGAAGGAAACCAUGUCCUGCGAAUACGAGGCGGUCGUGCUGUCGCCGGUAUUGUGCAGCCAUCCCGAUUACAAGCCGCUGGACACCGGGGAGAAUCAGAUCAAGUGCCAGCCCGUGGACAAGGCGCCUGAGAAACCGCGGUCGCUCAUGGCGAUGGAGCUCGAAAGUCAAAGGAUGCGGCACCAAGCGAGGGAAGACAAGCCGCAGAAACUGUAUGCAAUCUUCCAUGUAGUAAAGGAGGGCCAGGACGGCGACCAAAGAGUGAGGGUCGAGAUACACCCACUGGAUAUUCCGGAUAAGCACAGUAAUAUCGACGAAUCUAUCAACGCGCUGCAGACUGAUCAGAAUGUCAGUCCCGCCGAAGUCAGUCCUGUUCAGAAUUUUCUAAGCGGAAAGAACUGCCUGCACGGAGGCAACGGUUGGUGGAAGUACGAGUUCUGUUACGGACGUUCUGUCGUUCAGUACCACAUAGAGAAAGAUGGCACAAAGACAAUCGUCAAUCUCGGUAGAUUUGAUAAACAGAAGCACUUGGAUUGGAUCGCCGCGCAUCCACACAAGAAACCCAAGCCGUUAGAAUUAAGGAAACACCUCUCGCACUUUUACAGCGACGGAAGUAGCUGCGAUAAGACUGGGACUUCUAGGCAAACCGAAGUAAAACUGAAAUGCGUGGAGGACCAUACUGCUAGUCCAUCUAGUGUAUCGUUAUUUUUACUGGAACCAAAAACAUGUGAAUACGUUUUGGGAGUCGAAUCACCGCUGAUCUGUGAUAUCUUAGAAUACGCCGACGAAAAUGGACUUCUGAGCGACAAGUUCGAAGCGAAUUUCGAUAAACUGAAGUCUAUGGCCUUGCACGCGGAACAGGACAAUUUAGAUGAGCGAAUAGCCAAUGGGGACGAUUAGAGCAAUGUUGAUUAAAACUCGCCAAAGGCAUCAUUGUUUAAAUAUUGCAAUUAUAAAAAUGUUCAUGGUU